UCUCCGCCACACUCACCAGCCUCAACUUUGAUCAUUCAAAUCACUCAAUCAUCAUCAGCACAUGCCGCGGUCUCGUGGCCUCGCCGCGCCAUGGCUCUGGGUGUUCUGGUCAGCAGGCUCUCUCCCGAACACGCGCGUGAUAUUUCGCUUCCACUUACUUCCCAUCACGCGCUGGCUGGUGGCUUAUCUCAACCCCUCAAGCCACGAUGAUGAAGUGCGAAACCGACACCGCCGCCCAUUCCGCUUCCGCCUGGGCGCCCCCGCGCUCGCAAGUACGCUCCUGUGCACACCGCGUCAAGUGGUUCGCACCGGCGCCAUGGCGCCCCAUACAAAUUGGCCCACUCAUACGCAUGCACAUCAGCCAUAAGCUGGGCCGGCGCACAGGCUCGGCGUUUUUACCACGCGGUGGGAGGGAGAGGGGAGGGCACGGGGCGCUGGCCAGACUGUAGUGUCUGCCAAGAGGCAGCCACAUUCCGUGUCACCUCUUGUACCGGGCGGGUCAUGGCAAGACUGGUGUUCAGGUUGACGUUGUAAAACUUGUCUCGCAGUGGUCCGACGACGCCG
This is a messenger RNA of Cutaneotrichosporon oleaginosum, 564 nucleotides long. RefSeq lists its product as uncharacterized. The record is from RefSeq and is a predicted model, not a curated record. NCBI's taxonomy places the organism in Eukaryota, Fungi, Basidiomycota, Tremellomycetes, Trichosporonales, Trichosporonaceae.